Magallana angulata is the source of this 3619-nucleotide messenger RNA. RefSeq lists its product as uncharacterized. NCBI's taxonomy places the organism in Eukaryota, Metazoa, Mollusca, Bivalvia, Ostreida, Ostreidae. Bases 109 to 2019 code for a protein of 636 amino acids. Gene Ontology annotation, molecular function: guanylate cyclase activity; peptide receptor activity. The record is from RefSeq and is a predicted model, not a curated record. Gene Ontology annotation, biological process: intracellular signal transduction; cGMP biosynthetic process; receptor guanylyl cyclase signaling pathway. The transcript has 6 exons.
CAGGUAGAGAAAGGGAUCGCAGUUCUAAUGAACUGACAUUCAAGCGGAUACGGAAUUUUUUCACUCGAGUCAUUUGAAAUCCUAUUAGUCGCAAUUAAGAGCAAAUUAAUGAGGACAGUAGAUGGAAGAAAACUUUGCUUCUUCCUAAAGAUCUAUCUGACGAUGGCGUGUGUUUCUUGUUUUGCGAAUUUUCAAAUACAUACAAAAGGAACAGUGCGUCCAAUUUUUGACACCAAAGACCAUCUACAGAAAACAACCAAACAUCAUUUGUCCAACGAAAGACUCCGACAAAACAGUCGGCGCCUCCUGCUAAAGGUGUACUUGGUCUGUGUGGUUUCUGCCGUGCUGACCGUAGCCUUGACUGCAGUGGAUAUCGUUCUGGACUCCAUCAGCAUCAUACAGUGUGACACCUCCAGUCUUGUCUUACAGUCCAACACUAAGAAAAUACAGACGUACUUGGGUCUGUUGAAGUAUAUGGGAACAACUCUUUUACACGAGAGAGUUUUGAAUGACUCUGUUGUUCAAAAGAGCAUAGUUUUGGCUAUGAAGAGUACCGAACAUUACUUGUCGGAGUACUGCAGUGCCCAAGAUGUUUAUGACACCAUUUUAUGUAAUUCUCCAAGUAAGCUGAAUGCAACUGAUAUUCAAAAUAUACAAUUUUUGAAAGAAUCGGUUUUUGAAAAUGGAUUUUCUGUGAUCAUUACAAAAACACUCAGAGAAACAAAUGAUAUCAAAAUUGCGGAUAUAUCAAACUACUUAAAAUACAAAGCUGCCGUGGAAUCGUGUUACUUUCUUCUGAUGGACGUUAUAGAAUGUGGAUUAGCUACUAUAGACCCUGCAAGGUCAGUUCUUGGUCGGACCUAUCAUCAAGUCAAGUUGGUUUACUUAAACAGUGUGGACAACAUCGGUUACAAUAACAGUAUACUGAGCUCAGUUUGCCUGGAUAUAUCUAAUACAGACGAGUUUAGUUCAUUUGUUUCCUAUGUGCUAUUUGUCACAAACGACAUGCAGAGUCGUAUGCACCAUCAUGAACACAAUUUGCUGGCUUCUUUUAGCGAGCAGAAGGCAUUCCACGUCACCAGAAUCGUUUGUAUCUGUAUUCUGUCCUUCUUUGUUUUUGUUCUCUUGUUUAUCGUUGUCGGAACUGUCAAGACAUUUAAAAAAGGGAUAUAUAGCUUUGCAGAGGAAUUAUCCGACAAAACGAUGCUAUUGGAGAAAGAAAAACAAAUGACCGAGGAGAUUUUAUUUCAAAUGAUUCCUAAAUCAGUCGUCAGUCAUCUUAAGACAAGAAGAGGAGUGUGUGCGGAAACGUUCGAGUCGGUGACAGUAUUUUUCAGCGACGUGGUGGGUUUCACAUCAAUAUCUGCCAAGAUAGAACCAAUGCAGGUGGUGGAGCUACUGAACACAAUUUACUCCAUAUUUGACGUCAGGAUAGAGACCUAUGACGUUUACAAAGUGGAGACAAUCGGCGAUGCCUACAUGGUGGCAAGCGGAGUCCCCAACAGAAACGGACAGAAGCAUGUAGGUGAAAUUGCCACAAUGGCGAUUGAUUUGUUGGCAGCAGUGAAACAAGUCGCCCUACCAAAGUCGGUGGGAAAGGGCCACAUACAGAUAAGGGUCGGAAUACACACAGGAUCCUGUGUUGCGGGGGUUGUGGGUAUAAAGAUGCCACGGUACUGUCUGUUCGGGGACACCGUCAAUACAGCCUCUCGCAUGGAGUCAAGUGGACUUCCUAUGAAGAUCCACUGCAGUCAUCCAACCUACGAAAGCCUUCACGAAAUAGGAGGGUUUUCUUUUGUUCCACGUGGAGAGAUAGACAUCAAGGGAAAGGGAAAAAUGGUGACCUAUUGGUUGAAAGGCCGAGAUGAUAUGGACGAAUUCAACGAUAGCAUGGUUUGCAAAUUUGUGCCAAAGAAGAAAAGGACUGGAACCUUAUUGACAGAUUCUAACAGCACCCUGAUCUCCAAAUCCCAAUCGUCAAACACGGACGUCAAUCCGAUGGAGGAUUUAAUUGUUUGACGUCGUCAGUGUGUCUGUCUGUCUGACCAUUUUUCACUUUCAGCACUUACUUUUUAUGUCGUUGAUGCAUUGCUUAGUCCCAAUACGAGUUUUGUAUUAAAAAUUCCUAUUGGUUGAUUUUUUAAUUCUUUUUUACUGUCGCUGAGUUGUUUGCUUCUUCAUAAAUAAUACGUCUAUCCUAUACUGUUAUGGCAAUAUCGGUAUAAUUCAUAUUCAUUAAUUGUUUACUACUCAUUAAUCAGGGACUUCAAUAUCUUUUUUUUGAGUCAUGGAUAUGAAAACAAUGAAGUGAUCUGAUAAACUAAAGAAUUAAGAGGUAAGCAUAAUAAGAAUAAAGCAAGAUACAUAGACUUUUGGCAGUAAUCCCUCUCCAUACUCAGAGGUAGUGAUCAUUGCAGACAAAAUACACAUAACCCGCCUAUGCAUUUUGUUUUGUUUUUUUCUGCAAUGUCGCUACCUUCAUAUUCUCAUGAAUCACCAAAGAAAACAUACAUUUUAUUGUUUAAAUAACGACAAAGCUGAUCACGGCGUAAGAGCACCAGACGAUUUUAACAAGAGCUUGGCCUUUGGUAGUGUCAAACAGCUGUGUGACGUAGGCCUAUCUAUUUCAUUGCUGGCUACUCAGCCACGGCUCUUUGAAAUUGGCAAGAUUUGUCUCGCUUUUGGGCUUAGACUAUGUGUGCAUAUUUUACUUCUUGAAACCAGUGUAAUUUUUAACCUGUUUGGAUGCAAGAAAAAGAUAGUUACAUCUUUCCUACAGUCCAAGGUCGUAAAACGUCAUCAUGCGUGUUUAAUAGAUAUUGUUGGAUUCAAUGAUACGUUCAAAGCUACCUUAACAAUUUGAUAUAUACUUAUAUCAAAACAGUUUUUCCUGCAAAGUCUUUAACACUCCUAAGUAUAUGUUUAGCCGCAGAAGCGCACAAAAUAGCGUGUUUUAUGGCUGUUCCAUCUAUUAUUCAUAUUCUUGACAAAGACGAUAUAUAUAAUGGCUUAAAGCGACGAUACAAAAGCAUUUCAUACAAAAAACGUCAGAGGAAAUAUAAGCAUUGUAUGCUAAUUUUUGGAUAUAUACGACGACCCCAUAGCACACCAGGCUGUGCAGACAAAUUAUCAUACCGUUCUAACGCGCGCUAUUCAAUUUGACUGCACAGCCUAGAGUGUCAUAGGACCGAUACUAUCUUAAAAAAGCAUUAAGUGCUUUAAAAACAAUUUUUCAUAGUGAUAUUACAUGUAUGUUAAAUUAUAUUGUAUUAUGGCGUUUACCUGCAUUGUGAGCAGCAUCAGUAUAAUUAUACGUAUUAUAAAGACUACUAGUAUAUAAGCAGAUAUGAAUACCAAAUGUGGAUUUCAGUCCUGUGUUGAUUUGUUUCUAUGAUAAUGUAUGCAUGUACAUUGAUAAUAUAAUUAACUGCCAAAGUAUUUACAUGGUUGUUUUAUCGAUUAUAUAUACAAAAACAUCAUGAUCAGUCACUGUGUGUAUGACCAAACCAGUGUCACGAUGUGAGUUAUGAUCUUUUAUUCAAUGAUUGACGAUCUGGUUGCAAUAUCAUUAACUUAUUUACAUUGUUUGAAUUGAAGUAUUUUAAGCAAAAUAAAGUUA